This is a messenger RNA of Necator americanus (New World hookworm), 1167 nucleotides long. RefSeq lists its product as uncharacterized. Bases 1 to 1167 code for a protein of 388 amino acids. Lineage: Eukaryota; Metazoa; Nematoda; Chromadorea; Rhabditida; Ancylostomatidae. The record is from RefSeq and is a predicted model, not a curated record. Gene Ontology annotation, cellular component: catalytic step 2 spliceosome. The transcript has 12 exons. Gene Ontology annotation, molecular function: DNA binding; double-stranded RNA binding. Gene Ontology annotation, biological process: positive regulation of DNA-templated transcription.
AUGUCACGGCGCCACUGGAUGCGGGUCAAACCGAUGCGCGGCGGCGGCUACCGAAGCGGGCCGCGUGGUCGUGGUAAUUUCGUGAGUGGUCCCACAUUUCCGAUGCGACCACCGCCUUUUGACGUUCACCUCGCAAAUGAUGUAUUUGUACGAAUUAACGAGAACAACGACACACAACUUACGCAGGAUGUUGUCGCACGUGCUACUGCUCUCACUCCAACUGAUACUGAACGCGCCACUGUAGCAGCGCUGGUUCUCAAAGUGAAGACAGCAAUCGACAAAGUGAUAGCCACACCGGACUGCGUACCUGGGGUGAAAUUUGAAGAAUACCGUGAAGUUGGCUCAUUCAAAAAGGACACUGCAUUGACUGGUCACACUGUUGCGGACAUUGUCAUUAUCAUGCAAACACUUCCUACAUUUGAAGCGGUUGCGGCUUUAGGAAAUAAACUUGCCGAAGAGGUGAGGGCGCAAAAAGAAGUAAUAUCUUGCGUAUCUCGUGACUAUGGCUGUUUAUUGGCAGCGGCAAGUGCACAGGUCCGCAUUCUCAUCACAACUCUUCCGAGCAAUGCUCCAAAUUUGGAACAGGAUCUUCAUUUGCCUGAACGUGUCAUGAUGAUCAACCAUCAUGCUCUUCGUCAUGUGAUAUGGUUUGAAGAAGCAACAUUGCAAUCCCCAUUCAAAAUGCUUGUUCGUGUACUUAAGGACGUUCGGCGACGGUACACUGGUCUUCAGCCACUUUCUGUUUGGGUCAUUGAGUACCUGGCUCAUUUCGCAGUCAUGAACACUUCUAACCGACAGCCACUGCCUCUUGGACCAGCUUUCCGAAGAGUGUUUGAAGCACUGUCAACCGGGAUUUUCUUGCCUGGAAGUCCCACUCUAUUUGAUCCAACUGAACCAGGAAUGCGUAUAGCGUAUGAUCUCUCAUUUGAAGACAUGGAUCUUGUGUGUAGCACUGCUCAAACGUUACUUCGAGUAAUCUGUAAUGGUGGACACGCUGCAGUACUUGGAACAGAUCCAAGCAAGCUAGGAAUUGAUCUCAGCAAGGAAGUCUCAGUUUGGAAUGGGGUGGCGGUUUCACCAUUAGAAGUUGCUUACACGGAAGACUGUAUGAAGCCCAAAUUCUGUGAAGCAGAUGAAGCCUUGGAACAUGAAAUCGUCAAGGCUUAA